Messenger RNA from Dentiscutata erythropus, 126 nucleotides. Lineage: Eukaryota; Fungi; Glomeromycota; Glomeromycetes; Diversisporales; Gigasporaceae. The record is from the annotation of a GenBank genome assembly.
ACCGUUCCAGUGGAUAUUACUAGAACUAUAUGGAACAGUUUGGAAGAUAUAACUGUUCCAAUGGAUGUUCCAAUGACCUCUAAAUGGGCCAAGACGUGGUACAUUUUUCAGCAUCAAGUGACAUAG